Pectinophora gossypiella (pink bollworm) is the source of this 1063-nucleotide messenger RNA. RefSeq names its product glycine cleavage system H protein, mitochondrial-like. The record is from RefSeq and is a predicted model, not a curated record. The coding region runs from base 190 to 660 and encodes 156 amino acids. Gene Ontology annotation, biological process: protein lipoylation; glycine decarboxylation via glycine cleavage system. Gene Ontology annotation, cellular component: mitochondrion; cytoplasm; glycine cleavage complex. The transcript has 5 exons. Lineage: Eukaryota; Metazoa; Arthropoda; Insecta; Lepidoptera; Gelechiidae.
UAAUAAAAAUAUAUUUUGCCAUCCCGUUAGAGUAGUCAGUGAUAAAGAUAAGUGAGUUCAAAUUCGAAGGUAUCCCAACACUACGGGAUCGCCUCUGAUACGGAGCACUCGCGUCUGACGACUAUCAGUCACCCAGUUCUCAACAUUCUUAUAUCAAGGGUAUUUCGGUAGAAAUAAUAGCAGUAUAAAAUGGUACUGAGCAGCGUGAUUCGGGCAGCCAGUAGGGUGAACAGAUCGUGCGCCGUAUCUCACUGUUGUCGGCGGGCGACGUACAGCACAGAUAGCAAAGGUCGUUACUUCACAAAGAAACACGAGUGGGUUACUGUUAAGGACAACAUCGGCACAGUUGGCAUAUCCAAUUACGCACAGGAUGCCCUCGGUGAGGUGGUGUACGUGCAGCUGCCGGAAGUAGGGACGGCAGUGGAGGCUGGGGACGAGUGCGGAGCCCUGGAGAGUGUCAAGGCAGCCAGUGAAGUCUACACGCCUGUUUCUGGCACUAUAACAGAAAAGAACGUAGCAGUGGAGAAGACUCCAGCUCUCAUCAACCAGUCAUGUUUCGAAGACGGUUGGCUCUUCAGGGUCAAACUAUCCAAGACGGACGAACUAAACGGACUUCUGGACCAAACCGCAUACGAAAAGUACCUUGAAGAAGAUCACUAAUAUUAAUAUCCUGGAUUUACUUAAGUCCAGUCUGUUGAAAAAAGAUCGUAAUAUUAAUGGUACUGCUACUCUGCAGUUGUAAUUAUAACCUAUUCUUGAGUUUUUAAUUCGAUUUCAAUACGAUAGCUAACAUUAGACAAUAGAUUUAUGUGGGCCAAAUGCACUUUUAAAAGAUUCGAUACAAUCUUUAAUUUUUUGGACUCAAAUUAAUUUGAAGCUCAAGCAAAUAAUACAUAGGUAAGUACCACUAAACAUCACAAAUAAUUAUCUACCGACUUUUGCAGACUGACUUAUUUUUAUCUUCAAAUGCGCAUAGAAUAAGUUUAUAAAUACGAUUGAUCAUGGACCAAUCGUGAUAUUAUUUAAAUAAACUGUUGUGAUAAAUUGUCAACGGUUUUCUAAA